CCCCGCGCGCUGGAGGCUCGCAGAGGCUGCGCCAUGUUGCGUCGCUAUGCUGUCGCUUUUGCGGCAGAGGUGAGCGAAGCCUUCGGGCGGCGGAGUAAAAAGUGGGCGACGUCGCAGUAAGAAGACGCGAAGGGACGGAGAAAGUUCCCCUCUUAACUGUCUCGCCCUGUUCCCGCGAACGAUCGGCGCCGGACUAAGAUGAGCGGUGUCAGCCCGUAACGGCCGCUCGCCAGCCCGGCCGCCCGCUCGCCUUCCCCGGCGCGGAUUACCCUCAGCUGCGGUUCGGGAGGCCCCGCAUUCAGUGUGUGAGAGUCUGUGUGUGAGAGUGUGGUUGUGUGCAUGUAUGUACGGCUGUGGGGGAGUGUGUGAGGGUGUGUGCGGGUGUGUGCGGGUGUCUGCGUACGGCCUCAGGAAGAGAAAGAUGAUGAAGAUCAUAACGAUGAUGAUGACGAAGAAGCUUCGGUGGGGCUGCAGCGGGUGAUCUGAACUGGAUUUUUCGUCCUUUGCCCCAUUCCCGUUAUUUUUUUCUUUUUAAAAAUAACAUUUCGUUCCCUGAAACCUGGACCCUGUCAGAGCUGUUGAUGAAGACCCCGUGUGGACCGUAAUGAGCGCACGCCUCCGCUUGCCGGCUGGCAGAUCCUACAAUGUCCGGGCGUCGGAGCUGGCACGAGACCGGCAGCAUGCGGAGGUGCUCUGUAACGUCCUUCUCCUGGAUAACACCAUCCAAGCCUUCAAAGUUGAUAAGCACGAGCGAGGACAGGCCCUGCUGGAUGUAGUCUUCAAGCACCUGGAGCUCACCGAGAGGGACUAUUUUGGGCUACAGUUGGCGGACGAGUCCUCAGACAGUCCGAGGUGGCUCGACACUAACAAGCUCAUCCGGAAGCAGUUAAAGAGAGGAUCACCUCACAGUUUGAACUUCAGGGUCAAGUUUUUUGUGAGCGACCCAAACAAACUUCAGGAGGAGUACACCAGGUACCAGUAUUUUCUGCAGCUCAAACAGGACAUCUUCAGUGGAAGGCUCCCCUGUCCGUACAGCACUGCCGCCCUGCUGGCCUCCCUCGCCGUUCAGUCUGAACUGGGAGACUACUGCCCGGAGGAGCACCUGCCCGGUUACCUGGCUGAAUAUCGCUUCGUCCCCGGCCAGCCAACAGACUUCGAGAAGGAGGUGGUGAAGCAUCACCAGCAGCACACAGGCCUGUCUCCCGCCCAAGCAGAAUUCAGCUACCUUAAUACGGCCCGAACACUGGAGCUCUACGGCGUGGAGCUGCACUACGCAAGAGAUCAAAGCAACACUGAGAUUUUAAUUGGGGUGAUGUCAACAGGAGUGGUCAUUUACAAGAACAGGGUCCGAAUCAACUGCUUCGUAUGGCUGAAGAUUGUAAAAAUAUCUUUUAAAUGUAAACAGUUUUUUAUUCAACUCCGGAGAGAAUUGCACGAGACGAGGGAGAAGCUUCUGGGCUUCAACAUGGUCAGCUACCGGGCCUGCAAGACGCUGUGGAAGGCCUGUGUGGAGCACCACACCUUCUUCCGGCUGGAGCGGCCUGCCUCACCAGACAGGGGCUUCUUCAGCCUCUACUUCACCCUGGGCUCCAAGUUCCGCUACAGUGGCAGGACCGAGGUGCAGUCGGUGCAGUAUGGCAAGGAGAAGGCUGUCAAAGAUCGCGUGUUUGCCAGGUCUCCCAGUAAGCCGCUGGUCAAGAAUCUGCUGAGCGGCAUGGACUGGGAAACUGUCAGCCGGAACUCUGUGUCUGAGGAGCGGCUGGAGACGCGGAGUCUGCCCACCCGCUCCCCGCCUGGGACCCCCGACCAGAGUCCCCCAUACGCGCAGACGGGGAUCCGCCCACGGCCGUCAUCCAUCGGACACCUGGUUGAUCACAUGAUCCACGAGUCGCCGAGUGACGUCUUCGCCAACCACAAGUCAGCCUCCUCCACCCAGGCGGACAGCAUCAGCCUGGAUUCCUCUUCAUCCCCCGACGCCAUAUUGGACGGGCAGCCCCCAGCCCUGCCUCCCAAACAGUCCAGGCGGAGCCUUUACACCCAGAGCAGCCUGUCCCAGUCGCAGCAGGAGCUGGACUACCACGUUGGCGAGAUGUUCGACACCCCUGUCACGGGGGACAAGGCCAUGCUGAACGGUGCCGUCCCCCAUGACAACUUGGUCCUGAUCAAGAUGAGGCCAGAUGAAAAUGGAAGAUUUGGCUUCAACGUCAAGGGUGGCUCUGACCAGAAGAUGCCUGUGAUCGUGUCCCGGGUGGCCCCUGGAACGCCGGCUGAUCUCUGUGUGCCACGCCUGAACGAGGGUGACCAGGUUGUGAUGAUCAAUGGCCGGGACAUCUCGGAGCACACACAUGACCAGGUGGUCAUCUUCAUUAAGGCCAGCUGUGAGAGCCAUUCUGGAGAGCUCAUGCUGCUGGUUCGACCCAAUGCCGUGUACGACGUGGUGGAGGAGAAGCUGGAUGCAGAGCCGGACUUCCAGUACAUCCCGGAGAAGUGUGCACAAGACCCCGCGUUGCUGGAUGGGGAGGCUUGGAGGGAGUCCAUGGAACAGCUGAAGGACGGGCUCAGCAGCGGCACUGUGCUGGCCCAGUUUGAGCAGUUAUAUCGGAAGAGACCUGGAAUGAUGAUGUCUUGUGCCAAAUUACCUCAGAACAUUUCCAAAAACAGAUACAGAGACAUCUCGCCCUAUGAUGCCACGCGGGUCAUCUUGAGGGGCCUGGAUGACUACAUCAAUGCCAACUACAUCAAUAUGGAGAUCCCGGGCUCCAGCCUCAUAAACCGCUACAUCGCCUGCCAGGGGCCCCUACCCAACACUUGUUCGGACUUCUGGCAGAUGGCCUGGGAGCAGGGCUCCUCCAUGGUGGUCAUGCUCACCACGCAGGUGGAGCGGGGUCGGGUGAAGUGCCAUCAAUACUGGCCGGACUCGGGGAACAGCGCCACCUACGGCGGCUUCCAGGUGGCCUGUCUCAGCGAGGAGGGCAAUGCCGCCUUCCUGAUCAGAGACAUGGUCCUCACUUGCCUGGAGAGCAGCGAGAACCGGCAGCUGACCCAGAUCCAGUACGUGGCCUGGCCUGACCAUGGUGUCCCUGAUGACUCCACCGACUUCCUGGACUUCGUGAACUUGGUGCGGAAUAAGAGGGCAGGCAGGGACGAGCCGGUGGUGGUCCACUGCAGUGCCGGGAUUGGCCGGACCGGGGUUCUCAUCACCAUGGAAACAGCAAUGUGCCUGAUGGAAUGCAGUCAGCCUGUGUAUCCGUUAGACAUUGUGAGAACAAUGAGGGAUCAGAGGGCCAUGAUGAUUCAGACCCCGAGCCAAUACCGCUUCGUGUGUGAGGCCAUCCUGAAGGUGUAUGAGGAGGGUCUGGUCAAGCCACUGAAGUCCGUGUGAGUGAUGACGGGGCGGUCCAGCCGUCGCCAGGCCCUGAAACCACAGCCGGCGCCCCAGCCUAGGCAAAUGGACACUUCCAGGAUGCUGUCACACCCGCCCGUUCUCUGUCGCAGGCUCCCCGGCACGCGUGAGAUGUUCCUAGGGUGCCCGACAGGACACCUCAGAGCUGGCAGUUGGGAGAAAACUUAGCACUCUUGCACUUUAUGUGGACAAAAAAAAAAAAAAAAACACAAAAAUACAAGAAUCAUUCAGAAACAUCCAGUCAUAGUCAAGGGACAAAGAGCUACUGCUCAGGGCGAAAGCAAACAUGAUGGUGAUGAUGGUGAAGGUGGUGGUGGUGGUGGUGAUGAUGAUGGAGGUCCAUAGUGCCAUUACCAGAGGCAGGAUAAACAUCUGUAGUCCCUGCAGGCUGCCCCCAGGUAAUGCUCGCCUUUUCAGUCUUUUGCUUUGUUCGCUGUCUGUCUUCUGCCAGAGUCUUAGCGAUGUGCAGAAGCACCGCCCACCAGUUAGGGGUGUGGCCUCCCUAGGACACCCACGGUUUUUGUUUGCACAUCCGAACAGCUACUGAUGCAGGGGGUGUCCUGUGAGCGAAUCGUCAGCACGGACACUCCUGGGAGGCAGCUUGGGGCUUGAAGCUGUGCUGUUUUUCUCCUUAAGCCGUAGCUGGUGCUCUCUGCCUUUGCCACAUCUACUGAUUUUUAUUUAUUAUUAUUUUUUUUAUUUCAUCUGGCGGCCACCCACAUUUAAGUAUCUGCGAGGCUGAUUUUAGUGCUAAAUUCUGGUCUGUCGGGGAAGCCUAACUCAACUAAGUGAAUUUAUGUCAAAUUUAAGGUAUUUCUCAGUUUUGUUUUAGGAUUUUUUUUCUCUCAAAUAAUACGGUGAGAAAAUCUGAGUCCCCAAUCAUGGUGGUCUUCCUCAGUUGUUAAAGGGAACGAAUGCAGUUGAUUUUGUGGGAAUUUAGGUACAAAUGACACUGCGUUUGUGGUCUGCUCACUGGCCUUGAGCAGUGCAGUACUCUCACCAAACCAAAAGAGUUUUUAUUUCUUUGUUUUAAAUAGAUCGAUGGCAACAUGUGGACAAGGGGCUCUAACCACAACUGGCUGAAAUUUUUCUGUAAACUGAAAUCCUGCAGUUUCCAUGUAGCCCCCUUGGUGGUGCUGUGAGCAUUUCUGUCUCUGUGGAGUCAUCUAAGGCAGUCAUCUAAACGCACGAGAGGCUUUGUGGCCUCUGCAGAGUCAGGAACGCCCCAUCCCUGCCUUUCCCAGCAUGCUGUGCUUGUGUUCAAACGUGCACAGUACUCUGGGCUCAGUGCCAAACUGAUGAUACUACACCGCACCUCACUCCCCUCCCCCCCCCCCCUCGUCGCUUUGAGAAGUGUAUACCCCCAGAAACCAAACCACAGAAGUUCUGGCAGCGGGGGGUGGGGGGGCUGGCAGGUGCCCCCCUCGGUGCUGCUGGUGCUCUGAGGCUGGUCCCCAUGGGGGGGUAAUUUGGGCAGGGCUGCACACGCCAGUGUCCUUCAUGCUUCAGGACCAGCGGUGUUCAUCUUGAAUGUUCAGCGACGUGCUUGUUGGCUUGUUACGCGAUAGCAUAAGCUAUAUAUUUGUUAUGGGGUUUUGUUAAAAAAGAUAUUUUGUAAGACGAACACUCUUUGGGAAUGGACAGCACUUUGCAGCUGACUGUGUGGCCUAUAGUGCUACUCAGAUCCUGUCUGGGGAACGAUGAUGAGGAACUCUUAUUUAUCGCUAAUAUUUGCUGGGGGGUCAGGUAGGGUAAAAUCGGAAGCAGGCCGUGCCAUUUAUUUUUGUGUACAUAAAUUAGAUUGUGUAAAUACAUUGUUUGUUGUAUAUUAAAAAUCUUUAAAAUAAAAGGACAUCUUGUGUGUUUAAAUGUUAUUUUUAUAUAAAAAAGAAAUAAGUCUGAAAAUGACGAAAUUUGUUUUCCCUUGGACAGUACCCUAAGAGAUGCGAGUACAUUUGGAACCUUGCUGGUGUAAAGUGCUUUCCAUUGAUCCAGACACAUACUCACACACACACACACACUGUGAGAGCGAAUGGGAAUCCACUCACCUUAACACCCAGAGGGGAGAGGUUUUGUCAAAGCCAGCAAUCGUUACUGUGACCUUUUUCUGAUUGGUGUGUUCAUUUAUGGACCUUUUAACCAAUGAUCUGCUGGAAUGCCGAGAGGCAGUUUAAACAGGCCCUGGGAGAUUCCUGCUCUGUCAAGCUUGUGUUAAUCGAGGGUGAAUCACACGCCUCUGCUGGUAAUGUGAUCACCUAACCCAUGUCAGGCUCUGUAUGAGGGAAGGGAUCCGACCUUAAGGAUGAAGCCACCAUUAUGGUUUAAUUUCAACCACAUGUCAGAAUCAAAAAAUAAUUUAUUGUUAAUGCAGUUAUACAGGAGAUGUUUUGAUCCAAGUAAUAUUUCCUACACUACUGUACAAUGCUUCAGUUUAAUUCUUCCAAGUCACAAUUUCAAAUGCAAUUUAAUUUUAUAAAAUUUUGUUGUAUUAUCUCAGGCAAUGAAUCAUGGGAUAAAAAGGGAUUGUCCUCGAAUUCUGAAUUCUUACACUGAUAAUCUGUGCUAUGUUGCCCCCUACAGGUCUGGUAAUGCCUUGGCUUCCACCUCUAAGCUCCUUCCACGUUUUUAAUGGCUGGCUUUGACAAAACCCAGCGGGAUGGAUUCAAAUUAUUCCAUUUUGAAAAUAUAAUAAUUUAUGAUGAUCCCUCUUGUUCAAGGAUAUGGACAGUGCUUUGAAGAUGUUUACAAUACUGUUUAUUAAUGAUCAAACGCGUGUCUGCUGGGGGGGGGGGGGGGGAAAUUUGUGUUUACAGAAGCUAGUUAUGCUGAACAUUGACGUACAUGAGCAGAAGAAUCGUGUGUUGACAUACAUGCAUACCUAGGGCCUGUAUUACAAAGCAUGAUUUCUUGCUUAGCUGGAUAACUUAUUAAAUUUCGGUAGUCUGUGAUAAAUGUAUGUAAACAAAGAUAAAGUCGAUUAAACUGGGGUCCUUUAAUCUGACAAGUUAUCUAGCUAACCAACAAAUCUGGCUUCGAGAUACAAGCCCCUGGUCUUUCCUUGAUCAGCAAUUAAGGUUUAAACCAACAUGUAAACCUUGUUUGAAUUAUCAUGAAUGUUUUUGGCUCCAGUAUGAUAUAUUAGAGAGCUAAUUAUCCUGAGCUGUAUUUCUGCGCAGUUGUGGUAUAAAUAGAUCAGUGACUCCUCAUAAAUUAAAUAUUGCUACAGAAACUGCGUUAUUAAGAGUCUAUACUAAGACAUUUAAAUGCUCUUUGUUGUCAUGCUGUUCAAGAACUGAAUGUAUCAACCUUUCAUACGUUAUAGAGACUUUCCGAGGGUCAGAGGUCUGUGACUUGGAUUCUGAAAGGAAAAUAUUUUUUCAUACCACUUGUAAAAAGAGAAUAGUUUGUACACUUCCAAGUGAAUAUAUAAGUAUAGGUCAAAGGUUAUUUCACUGAUCCCACUUCAAAUCUGUGAUUUAGUCCUCUAAGGGCAACGGAGGAGCUGUGCGAAGCCCCUAUAUGUUUUCAUUGUACAUAAGAGCAAUACGAUGUCUGUUUAGUGCCAAUGUUGUGUAAAGUAAAGUCUUAUUUCUGCUUAAAGAUGGAACUAUGCUAAUCUGUGGUCACUUUCUUUCAGUAGCCCUUUCGGUUGUUGUUUUUUUCCCCUCUCUCACGCUUCAAAAUGAAGGUGGUAUUUGAGGAA
This is a messenger RNA of Paramormyrops kingsleyae, 7106 nucleotides long. Its product is annotated as protein tyrosine phosphatase non-receptor type 4. Gene Ontology annotation, biological process: protein dephosphorylation. Lineage: Eukaryota; Metazoa; Chordata; Actinopteri; Osteoglossiformes; Mormyridae. Gene Ontology annotation, molecular function: protein tyrosine phosphatase activity; cytoskeletal protein binding. The record is from RefSeq and is a predicted model, not a curated record. Gene Ontology annotation, cellular component: cytoplasm; cytoplasmic side of plasma membrane; cytoskeleton.